This is a messenger RNA of Emys orbicularis (European pond turtle), 2597 nucleotides long. It is a transcript of the gene SLC25A29, whose product is annotated as solute carrier family 25 member 29. Gene Ontology annotation, molecular function: high-affinity L-arginine transmembrane transporter activity. Gene Ontology annotation, cellular component: mitochondrion. NCBI's taxonomy places the organism in Eukaryota, Metazoa, Chordata, Testudines, Emydidae. The coding region runs from base 578 to 1288 and encodes 236 amino acids. Gene Ontology annotation, biological process: mitochondrial L-ornithine transmembrane transport. The record is from RefSeq and is a predicted model, not a curated record. The transcript has 2 exons.
UCUAAAAUUGUUCAUUUGAGGACUGAUAGUAUGUCACUGGCCACAUUUCAUGCUUAGUUUGUAGAUCAGUUAUAAAAAUUCUCCAUUACAUCCCAAAGCGUUGACAAAUAUCAUUAACAUCUAGGUUAAGAAAGCUUUGUUUUUUAGCGUGGGUGAAACCUAUUGCCAGUUUUCACCCUAUUGCACUUUCAAAAUGGCUAAAUAUUUCCCAUUUUUUAUAAAAAGGACUUAGUUUAAUGAAUGCUUCCCCCCAGGUUUUAUCAUCAUCUCAAAAGCAAUCAACUCUGAACAUCUCUUUAAAAUGAUUUUACAUUGCCAUUUAUGGCAUUCUGGUAUCUUUACUGUGUGCUUUGUGUAGACACUACUAUAAUAUACCUCCAUAUAUAGGUACCAAGCACUAGUGUACCAGUUACAUCAAUAUUGCCAUACAAAUAACUUCUUCUCACUAAACUUCUUGUAGGUGCGCCUUCAAGUACAAAGUGUAGAGAAACCUCUCUACCGUGGGACCUACCAUUGCUUUCAAUCUAUCAUAAAGCAUGAAUCAGCAUUUGGACUUUAUAAAGGUAUUGGGUCACCAAUGAUGGGACUUACCUUCAUUAAUGCACUUGUGUUUGGCGUUCAGGGAAACACAAUCCGUGCUCUCGGAAAAGACACUCCUCUAAACCAGUUUCUUGCAGGUUCGGCAGCAGGAGCCAUUCAGUGUGUGAUCUGCUGCCCUAUGGAGUUAGCUAAGACAAGAAUGCAACUUCAGGGAACAGGUGAAUACAAUCUAAGGUCAAAGAAUUACAAGAAUUCUCUAGAUUGCUUGGUUAAAAUCUACCAAAAGGAAGGUUUGAGAGGCAUCAACAGGGGCAUGGUUUCCACAUUCCUAAGAGAGACACCGAGCUUUGGCUUUUACUUCCUGACAUACGACUCUUUGACCAGAUACCUAGGCUGUGAAGUGGAGGACAGUUACAUCAUCCCCAAAUUGCUGUUGGCUGGAGGCAUGUCAGGAAUUGUAUCCUGGCUGUCUACCUAUCCUGUGGAUGUGAUCAAGUCCCGGCUUCAGGCAGAUGGACUCAGAGGAGUUGUUCAAUACAAUGGAAUUCUGGACUGUGUUAGAAAAAGUUACCGUGAGGAAGGUUGGAGGGUGUUUACAAGGGGUCUUACUUCUACACUUCUCCGAGCUUUCCCUGUCAAUGCAGCUACUUUUGCCACUGUCACGGUGUUUCUUAUGUAUAUGAGGUCGGAAGAGAAUCUACAUGAAUGUGAGGCAGGUCCAGCAAUCCAGCAGCCUUCAAGCUUGUGAAUUCAUUGUUCAGUGAUCUAACACAUCUGUUACAUGUUUAUUUUCUGGAGUUCAUUUUACGGGGCUUAUUUUUGUAAACAUUUUAUCUAUAGAAACUGUGUAAAUAAAUUCUAUCUGUAUAAAGGCUGUUACUUAGGAUUUCAUCUCAUCACUUCUAUAAGCAGCUUAUUGCCUUUUAUAAUGAUCAAAAUGUGUUAAUCCAGGCAAUGUAGGGAUCUGACUUUAGAAACAUACUGUACAGACAUUGCUGCUCUAUCACUAUGUAUGGUCUGGAGAAUCUUGUAAUACCAGAAACCAGGUUUUCUUCCAAUCCUGUUUUGAAUGACCAAGUGGAUCAUAUUGUUUGAAUACAAAAAAUGCUCUUUUGUAUUUGACUGGGACACCUGUAGCCUUUAUUAGAAGUCAUGGUUUACUAUGCUGGAGAUGUUACAGAGAACUCUUAAAUGUUUAAGGCAUGGAGUAGCCUUCAGCUAGCCACAUCUUUCUCCUUGGCUUUUGUAAAUUUGAGUUUAGUUUAUUUAAGUAACUUCUCUCACUUCCUUCUAUACACAGAUGUAUUUCUUGUUUCAUUGUGCUUAAAAGGAGCAUUUGAACCCCACCUACAUUUGUUUCUUUAAAUUGCAGAGUUAAGGAAACUCAAGGCAAGUGAGGUUGAUGGCAUGAUUUGCUUUUACUUUCAACUUUAUUCAUUUUUGUGUGUGCAUGGAAAGUGUUAACUAGCUUUAGUGCAAGCAGCUUUCGUUCUUCUGGAGAGGUUUAUGUAAUUGGUGAGCGGUGGCAUGUAUUCUCCAAACAGGCAAUAUGGCAGUCAGUGAUGUGUAAUAUGAAGUCCUUUCUUAGUUACUGCUCAAAUUGUUAAACUGUUGGGUCAUCACUUAUAUACUUUUUGUUUUUUAUAUAGUGGUGAAAAUACACAGAGGCAUAGAGGUGGAGGUUCCAUAUGCCACUGUGGAGUAAUGGAUAGGGGUGUAAUGCCUAAGAAAAGGGAUUAGGGUUUGGUAUUACAUUAAGUUCUUAUACUACACUGUCCUGACUGUGUAUUUGGUUACAGUGCAUUGGGAUAAAGUCAUACUGAAAAGGGUUCUGGAGAAUCUUUUGUAACAUUCACCAGCUGUUAUAUUUAUAGCAGUGUGCCCAAAAGGGAUUACUUUAAUGGCUUUAAACAAAAUUAUCCAAAAUUUUGGAUCAGAACCACAAUUGCUUGGCACAAACAUGAAGGGGAAGCAUGUUAAAUGUAUCAAGCUUGCUCAGUGAGAUAGUGGAUGUUGAACAUGUUACACUUCUGCUUGGGACAGGUGCAAUAUGUGUU